This is a messenger RNA of Scomber scombrus (Atlantic mackerel), 963 nucleotides long. RefSeq names its product catechol-O-methyltransferase b (gene comtb). NCBI's taxonomy places the organism in Eukaryota, Metazoa, Chordata, Actinopteri, Scombriformes, Scombridae. The transcript is spliced from 6 exons. The record is from RefSeq and is a predicted model, not a curated record. Gene Ontology annotation, molecular function: catechol O-methyltransferase activity. Gene Ontology annotation, biological process: developmental process; catecholamine catabolic process; dopamine metabolic process. The coding region runs from base 44 to 841 and encodes 265 amino acids.
AGAGAGAGGUGAGAAGAGGACAGGGAGCGCCGCCUGCCCACACAUGAUGUGGUUGACUCUUGUUUACAGUUGCACCGGUGGAGCAGCUCUCCUGUAUGCUCUGUACAGAUGGGUGAUCCCCACCGCUGUGCAGUAUCAUGGAGGACUGGCGCUGAUUUGGCAUGAUGUCAUUGUGGAGCCAAUGCUGGACACGCUGACCCAGUCCACACGUCCUCAGCGCCUCCUGAGUGCAGUACAGAAGAACGCCACUAGAGGAGACCCUCGCAGCGUGGUCCAAGCCAUUGAUCAGUUCUGCAGACAUAAGGAGUGGGCCAUGAAUGUGGGGGAUGAGAAAGGCUGCAUUCUUGACUCAGUAGUGUCUGAGGUAAACCCAGCCACUGUGUUAGAGCUGGGAACUUACUGUGGCUACUCCACGGUGCGGAUAGCCAGCCUGCUUCCCCCUCAUGCCAAGCUCAUCACGCUUGAAUUUAACCCAAACUAUGCUUCUAUUGCUCGUCAAGUCAUUGCUUGGGCAGGCCUAGAGGACAAGGUGCAGUUAGUCGAAGGAGCAUCUGGUGACUGGAUUCCAAAAAUGAAGGAGCAGUUUGGGGUGAAAACAUUUGAUUUGGUUUUCCUGGAUCACUGGAAGGACCGUUACCUUCCUGACACAAAGUUGAUAGAGGAGUGUGGCCUCCUCACGAAAGGGAGCGUCCUGCUGGCUGACAAUGUCAUCUGCCCUGGAACUCCUGAUUACCUGGAGUACAUCCGUAGCAGCCCGCAGUAUGAAAGCCAGUACUUUAAAUCUCACCUGGAGUACACCAAAGUGGAGGAUGGCUUGGAGAAGUCUGUCUUCUUAGGGUAGUUUCUAACAAAAAAGUGUCAUGUAUUACACAGGUACCAAUACAUCUGUAGACCUUUACUGUCUUGGGUUGACUGUGCAGGCUUUCCUGAUAUCAUGGGCAAGAGUUAAUUUUUUUAGCUUGG